Messenger RNA from Amaranthus tricolor (Joseph's coat), 2121 nucleotides. RefSeq lists its product as uncharacterized. Gene Ontology annotation, molecular function: zinc ion binding; nucleic acid binding. The transcript has 11 exons. The coding region runs from base 1 to 2121 and encodes 706 amino acids. The record is from RefSeq and is a predicted model, not a curated record. Lineage: Eukaryota; Viridiplantae; Streptophyta; Magnoliopsida; Caryophyllales; Amaranthaceae.
AUGGACAUUGGGGUAUUUGGUGUUUGUUCUUCUGGAAAAUCAGCCAUUUACAGGUGUUUUAGUUUCUUUGUGCAACGUGCCGCCUGGGUAUUCUCUGCUACUUCAUUGUUCUUCUCUGCUAUAUUUUUCAACAUGUCCGGUGUUGGUGAAGGUACGCGUGACAAGUCGCCCCCUCCUCCUCCUCCGCGGUCAUCUCGGUAUGAGCCCUUCACACCCUAUUAUUUGGAUCCCUCUGUUGAUACGGGUACCGUUAUUUGUCCUGUUUUAUUGAAAGGCAAUAAUUAUGAUGAAUGGUUGCGUUCAAUUCGUAAUAGUUUGCGCGCUAAAUAUAAAUUAGGGUUCAUUGAUGGCUCUAUUAAAGAACCUGCUCUUACUUCUUCUGAUUAUGAUCAAUGGGGGAUUGUUAAUUCCAUAUACUCUCUUCGUAAUGGUCCUCGCAUUCAUGAAUUGAAAGAUUUGAUUCGUGAUUGCAAACAACGUUGUCGUAGUGUGUCAGAAUAUUAUGGUGAAAUGCGUACCCUGUGGGAAGAGUUAUCUAGUGCUGUUAAGAAACCUUCUUGUACUUGUUCCGCUGCACAUGAAUAUGCUGAACUUUUAGAGAAUGAAAAGUUACAUCAAUUCUUGUUAGGUCUUGACCCUAAAAAAUAUCGUGAUGUUGCUCAAUCAUUGUUAUUGAUGGAUCCCUUACCUUCAGUUUCUUAUGCACAUGGGAAAGAACUUUCUGCUGAAUGCCACCAAACUGUGAGUGAUGUUCAUAAGACUCGCUCCGACACUGUUGGUUUUGCUGUUGAUGGUAUCUCUUCUAAUCGUGGUGCUUAUAGUGAUCCUCGUAUGUGCACCCAUUGUGGGCGUAAGGGUCAUGAAAAGGAGAAAUGUUUUGAGAUUAUUGGUUAUCCAGAGUGGCUGGUACAGGUGGCCGUGGUGGCCGUGGGAGUGGGUUCAGAUGAUACCACACGCCAGCAGCCUUCUUCCGGCGCACAAUCUAAUGUGGAUCGCUCCAGUCUGCCUUCCCUUACCGACUCUCAAUUUCAGCAACUUCUUGCCGCAUUAGCUUCUUCCAAGACAUCGACCUCUACUCCGAAGUUACAUGGUAAGGCUAUUCUUAAUCAAUGGGUUAUUGAUACAAGUGCCUCCAAUCAUAUGUCUGGUAACCUUAAUUUAUUUUUUCAAAUUUAUGAUAUUGCUUCGGAGCUCGUUGGUCUUCCUAAUGGUAAACAUAUUACUGCUACUAAGGAGGGUCGUGUGAAAAUUGGUGCUGAUUUGUUUCUAGAUAAUGUACUUUAUGUGCCUGCUCUUACCUGUAAUUUAAUGUUUCUAGAAAUAUUUGUUGCUCAUUAUUUUCUUACCAUUGUUGAUGAUUAUUCACGUUGUACAUGGGUUUAUUUGAUGCUUGGCAAAUAUGAGGAAUUUUUGUGUUUAAAGGAUUUUUAUGCUCAACAUGGUAUGUUGCAUCAAACUUCUUGUGUUGAUACUCCUCAACAAAAUGGUAGAGUUGAGCGUAAACAUAAGCAUGUUCUUAAUAACUCCCACUCCCGUUUACAUGGCAAAUCUCCAUAUGAAGUUCUUUAUGGUUCUCCUCCAAAUUUGUCCUCUUUGAAAGUCUUUGGUUGUUUGUGUUAUGUUGCUUAUCGGCCUCAAGUUAAAGACAAAUUUGGUCCCCGUUCUAGGCGUUGUAUGUUUGUUGGGUAUCCAUUUGGACAAAAAGGAUGGCGUAUGUAUGAUUUGGAUACUCAUGACUCUCUUGAUGCGUUUUUGUUGCCCACACACCCCAGUGUGUAUGAUGACGAGACCACGUCUGUUGCUGCUGUGCCGGCGGUGUGGAGCUGUCUGGAGCAGAAGCUGGUUCGGGGCAAGAGUGCGCAGAUUCCAGGGGCAGUUGCGAUGGUAACGGUGUGCUUGAACAUACUACAGACCCCUCCCCAUCCAAUGUUGCUUCUCCUGUUUCACAGAGUUCCUCAGGACUUGCCUCCGGGCAAGAAGGCCAUUGACAGUGGUUGGGUGUAUCGCGUUAAAUAUCGCUCAAAUGGUGUUGUUGAGCGGUUGAAAGCACGUCUUGUGGUUUAUGGCAAUCGCCAAGUAGCAGGUAUUGAUUAUAAUGAAACAUUUGCUCCUGUAGCUUAA